Molecule: messenger RNA, 241 nt
Organism: Nestor notabilis (Kea)
Lineage: Eukaryota; Metazoa; Chordata; Aves; Psittaciformes; Psittacidae
Gene: BBLN
Product: chromosome unknown open reading frame, human C9orf16
Exons: 1
Source: RefSeq, a predicted model, not a curated record
UGACAAUAUACUUACAUUGUUCAGUCUCUCAUUUCCCUUCCUUUUAGAAUACGCAGCAAUAAACUCCAUGCUGGACCAGAUCAACUCCUGCUUGGAUCACCUGGAGGAGAAGAACGAUUAUCUACAUGCCUGCUUGAAAGAGCUGCUGGAGUCCAACCGCCAGACACGUCUGGAGUUCCAGCAGCAGAGCGAGCAGCAGAACAUGGAAGCUGAUGUGCAGGGAUCACAGCCUCCCAACUAG